CUGCCCCCCCUUCGCGCCCUGGAGGCUGGUUCCCGCCUUUCUCUUUUCUCCUCGCCUCCCUGCGCGCACCUGCCAAGCCCGUGCAGAGGAGGAGGCAAGGCGAGUCCGAGACAGGGCGAGCCAUCGCGAAGACUGGACGCCCGCCCGCAGGGAGGGAGGUUGGCUGCCCGCCGCGCUGAUAGCAGCCCAUACCCUGCGGACCGAGGGGAACAUGUGAGCUCCCCCCAGGGACCAGUUCGGAGUGGAGCGACCAGCGCAGCGCCGCCUCUGCUCCCGCCGCCAUGGGGCUCCCCCUGCUGCUGGGGCUGCUGUUCUCCCGAACCGGAGGCCUUCUUCCUCAGUCCAUUGAACAGCCGAACAGCUGCAUAACAGCCGAGAGACUUUGUCUCGCUGACCCUGCCUGCAAUGCCACCUAUCAGAUUCUGGAAAACUGUUCCCGUUCCUAUGCUAAGAACAGUUUCUUAAUUCUGGACCACGGAGCCAGGAACAAAUGCCUGCAGGCAGAAACCAUGAUCAGAAAUAGCCAUUUUCAGGAAUGCAAGUGUCAGCGCCGCACUCAAAGACAGGAGGAACAGUGCCUGCGCAUCUACUGGACUGUUCAUUCCACUGUCUCAGAAGGUGACUUUAAUUUGGAGAUGUCUCCCUAUGAGAAUGUAGUAAGUGAAGAGUCCUUGAAGACCAACUAUAACAAGCUGGCAACUCAGGUUUCAGGGUCUCAUUUAGCUGGGGACCACACAAAUCCCUGCCUGCAAGUUGCCCAGGUUUGCAGCCUGAAUCGUAGGUGUGGACGUCUUCGCACAAUGUAUGUUGCUAACUGCAGCCCGAAGGAUGGGCACCCCUGCAAUCAACGCAAAUGUCACCAAGAACUGAAGCACUUCUUUGGGAAAGUCGAUAUGGAUUUCACAAAGAGGUUCCUCUUUUGCCCCUGCCAAGAUGAGUUCUGUGGAGAGCGACGCCGGAAAACGAUUGUCCCAGAUUGCUCUUUCCAGAACAGUAGUAAACCAAACUGCCUUGUCCUGUUGGAUUCAUGCCUGAAAGAUUAUAUUUGCAAAUCCCGACUGGCUGACUUCCAAGAACAAUGCAAGCCCUCAAGCUCUUCCUCAGAUGGCUGCUUUCAGCACAACCAUGCUACUUGCCUGGAGGCUUACAUGGGGAUGAUUGGGACACCCAUGACCCCCAAUUACAUUAGCAAUUCCACUGCUGACGUCACACUGUGGUGUUCCUGCGAGAACAGUGGCAAUCACAAGGAGGACUGUGAGGAAAUCCUAAAUUUGUUUUCCAGCAACAGAUGUCUAAGAAGUGCAAUGCAGUCUCAGAUGGGCUUAAACCAGGUGAAUACAAAGGAUCAGGAGGAACUGCAGUUCAUAUCUUCCCCAAACAUCCAGGGUGAUGGCACCAGCACGGUUCUCACUGCAAAAAUGUAUUGGGAAUCUGUGAAGAAGACACAGCCAGAGGUUCUUAUGCAAAACAGACACUUAUUUUCUCAUUCUGUAUAUUCUGGAGAUCGGCUUUCUUUGUUCACUUUGACCUUGACACUGCUUCUUCUAUCGCUGGGUUCACCCUAACGUAGUACAACUGGCAUUGUUCAUUCCAUGCAGUUCUCCACAGAGAAGGGAAACAGGCUGUUGUUUCAUGCCAAAGAGAAAGCACUGGUCACCUGCAAGCCUUUUCCCAGUGUGAACCUUUCUGCCGGGACUCAAACGCUUCACUUGCAUGUCUGUGCCGCACAGGCACAGUUAUCUUUCCAGUAACACCAAGGAAAAAAGCAGGCAGACCAGAGUUUUUAGGGAACUGUUAAAAAAAAAAACAACCAGAAAUCAGAAUGAAUGUUUUUAGCUUGCUUCAAGAUGUUUUGGUUUUCAUUCAAGAGGAAAGGAAGAAAUCCACAUAUCCAACAUAUCUCGCAAGUGACAUGUUAUUUCUGGCUUCAGCAUUGCCUGAAAAUCGAGAUCAUCUGGACUCCUGCUGCUUUCCAGGCUCUUUGCAGGCUUGUCCAAAAAGCAUACAAAACAAAGCUGUCCUGAAGUAAGAGAGUAAUGCUAAAUAUUAGUGUCUGUACUUGGUCUAAUCUUUCAGUCCAGUCUCUCAUUACUGGCAAGAAAUGUAGCCCCUCUGAGCUAGACUGGGUUUCUGUAUCCAUCCUAGUAACAUAACCUUCCUUGUCCAACACAGGAGCAUUCCCUGCUUCUAUAGGAAUCAGCAUGCAGGCUUAUUGAGAUUUUACCUACCCUGGUUCCCUGGGCUUACUACACAUAGGGUUGGAUCCAGCUAGCUUCUCUGCAGGUCAGAAAGGAAGGGGAGGUCUCCUUUGACUGCCCAAAAAAGCUGUGCUGGGGAUCACAGGACCUGCUUGUACAAAAGCCAUGUGGGAUGGGGACAUUGAAUGUGAUUAAGUGAAAAAAGUCUGAAUCCAACCCUUUGUACAUACUUAUUUGAGCCACAGGGCAAGGAUCUUCUCCAUCUGGAAUGAACUAAUGUUCCUUUGUAUGCCCUUAUGUCUGUUCUCUUGUCCAUUAGACUUUUAUCCAGGGUCUUAUAAUAGUGGAUGUAAACAUCUGUGUCGUAUUAACUGCCAUUCUUUGGUACAGCAGUGUUGUAAUGUUAUGUUCCAGGUACAAGAUAAAAAGUUUACACCUCUUGCAUAUGAUCAUUAUCUUGUCUGCUGUCUUGAAGUUUUGGAAGAGAUGGCAAACUAAUCAUAACUUCUCUGGCAUUGUGGAAGGUGCAGUCAGUACUAUAUCACAUUUCUGUCUCAUCCCACAAGAAAGAUAGAUUUGGGUAUGGUUAUUAAGGUUUUAAAGCUAAAUAUCAUAUGUGAAAGAUUUGGGGAACAGCCUGUCUAUUUUGGCACUGUUCCUUUUGCCUUGGACCUUGAGAUGCUCAGGCAGGCUUAUAAAUAUUUUAAAUACAUUAAUUAGAUAAGUUCAAUAGUGACAGUAUUGCCUCUGCAUCCUAGCAUGCUUUCCUCGGUUUAUUCUGAUACUGCCUACCAGGAGGGACUCCACCUUAUUUCUGUAUGUAUUUACUGCCAGUACUAAACAGUGGGGUACAAUUUGCACAGACUUGGCAAUCCAUUCUGCAAUCCAAAUGGAGUUUUGUUCCAUCUCUUUAGUUAAGAUGAUUACAAGAGAAUUGUUUUCAUCCUAUGAAAUUCUGUUUGUAGCUUUUGUGACUACAAAUACAUUUGCAGUGCAAUCCUAAGCAGAGACGAGUUACACUCUUCUAAGCCUACUGAAAUCAGUGGAUUCAAGAAUGUGCUGUUAGAAGUAUUGGUGAGGGUUUUGAAUUGUUACAGCAAAAGUUAAUGUUGCCUUUUUAAAAAAGCAGUUGGGGUCAGCAAUGUUUUGCUUUUACUAGCACAGGAUAUUGAUAAGCCCAGGCAUUUGAAGUAUUGUGGGAAUUCGAUAUUUGGAAAACAGAUAGUAUGGAGCAGAAUACACUGAGGAUUUUGUCAACAGAGGCAAUUGUCUCCAAGGCUUUAGUAGGCCGGGCAAGUCCUGAAUGGAAAGUCAUGGAAAGAUGUAAAGUUAAACUUCUUCUGUAGAUGGGGCAAACAUGCUUCAUGAUAUAGUUUUCCAUACUAGUGCAGUUGAGAAUAGAGUAGUUGUUUUAAGAUUCCAAGAAUAUGGUCCAGUCCAUUGUAGGCAUAGUUCCUCUACAUGCAGGAACAGAGUUCUAUUGAAUCCUGUUUUACUUCCUUCUGCUUGUGUGAAGGCAAGCAGCAUGGGGGGCGGUGGUGCCAACUAGGAUGACUAGGAAGUUCAUGCAAGCUUUCCUACCCCGCCCCCCAUAUUCUCCCUCUCGCCUUAAUGUAAGUUACUCUUGCUUCAGAUUGCAAAUGAACUGCACUGAGCUGAUGUGGAGUGCUGAAUGGUGGUGAAGAAGUGUAUAUGGACCUCACCUGAGGAGCCUCUCUUCUAUGGAAAUAGAACACCAGGCUCUACUGAGUCCUGUUCCUCCACACAUGGGAGCUUGCUUCAUCCAGGUUGGAUUGGGCUGUGCUGCCAAUUUAUCUGUUUCCAGUCUUAACUCCCCCCCCCCUUUUUUGUUGUUGUUGUUGAUGCUGUGGCAUUUUUCCAGACUGGCCC
This is a messenger RNA of Gekko japonicus, 4088 nucleotides long. Its product is annotated as GDNF family receptor alpha-4-like. Lineage: Eukaryota; Metazoa; Chordata; Lepidosauria; Squamata; Gekkonidae. The transcript has 8 exons. Gene Ontology annotation, molecular function: signaling receptor activity. Gene Ontology annotation, biological process: nervous system development. Gene Ontology annotation, cellular component: external side of plasma membrane; signaling receptor complex. Bases 282 to 1565 code for a protein of 427 amino acids. The record is from RefSeq and is a predicted model, not a curated record.